UUGAAACUACUUUCUUCCUGUAACUCAUCGUGUUUGCUGGCGGCAGUGAUGCACGGAGGUCAAAUUACGAACAGUCGCGCUGGUCGCGCUGUAGUGGCAAUACGGCUGGAGGGGCUGUGGCGUGGUGGGGUUGUUGCAUGUUUGACCCCGUUAGCAAAUCGUAUGUACAAUGUUGAGAUAUUUCUAGUUCGGUACAGUGAUGGAGACCCCUACAGGAGGGGGGAGGGAUUCCCGAUAUAUGGGAUACAGUAUGUCGCUUUUAAGUGGUGAAACGUCUCCGGAAAUUUACGGGGGUGCUACGCACAGUAGACCUUCUACGUCUGUUAGUUCUGGUGUGUCAAGAUCGACGAUGUCGUUACCAAGUACGUGUAGUGCGGGAAUGCAACGCGGAUUGAAAAGACCGUCGUCUGAUGUGUGUUUUGAUCCAGAAGUGUCGGCUGCAAGAUCCAGCAUGUCAUCUCAAAGUGGGCUGGGCAUGUCUACGGAGUGCGGUUCAGACAUUGGGGAUGAUGGGUUUUCUCAGGCGCAGAAGAAAACACCACCGCCGAAUGGGAAGAAGACUAAAGGCCGUGUCAAAAUAAAAAUGGAAUAUAUAGAUAACAAGCUUAGAAGAUAUACUACUUUCUCGAAACGGAAGACUGGCAUAAUGAAAAAGGCUUACGAACUGUCAACAUUGACAGGCACCCAGGUGAUGUUGCUAGUCGCUUCUGAGACCGGUCACGUGUACACUUUCGCUACACGAAAAUUACAACCGAUGAUUACUUCAGAAGCAGGAAAAGCAUUAAUUCAAACGUGCUUAAAUUCUCCGGAUCCUCCUCCUACUGGUGUGGGUGGAGACCAACGAAUGUCAGCUACAGGUUUUGAAGAAACUGAGCUGACGUACAACAUUGGAGACGAGGAACAGAAAGUAAGGCAGCUGGUUUAUGGCGGUUCACCUCAUUCACACACACAACACAUGGGCGCAGGUCCUACCCAACAACAUCCCCAUGCUCACACUCAGCAUUUCCAACAACAUCCAGGGUCACCCCACCAUCACAUGAUGGCACCCCCUCAUCCGCACACACAGUCUCCUCCUACUCAUUUGAUUCCAUGUUCAAGUCCAGGGCCAAUGAUGGGAGCUGGGUAUCCACAGCCAUCACCCCAUGGAAGCUGCCCUUCUCCACUCCCCCCACACCCUGGCUACCCACCUCCUCAUCCACAUUUGUCUCAUUCACAUCCUCAACGGUAGUGAGAUUUACAAACAUCUUAUAGGAAGAAGCAACCAUGCAAAUUCAAGUAGAAGAAUUGUUAAUUGGAUUGUUACUCUUUAAAUUAAUUGUUUCAAAUAUUUUUAGUGCUGCCUGAUACUUUCUUUUAAAUAUGACAAACAAAAACCAAAAUAACCAGGAGAGAAUUUUCAAGUAAAUGAUAAAAAAUUGAUUAGUAGAUCAUAUUUGGAUGCUUCUUUCUAUAAAGUUUUAUUUCAUUCAAAUCGUGCAUGCUUUGGUUGGAUGCAUUUAAAAACAAGACACACUUGUCAAAUUCUGUGUUAAUAUUUGCUGUAAUAGGUUUCUCUCUGAAUGUACUGCUUUUCAGUAUUGUUUACCAUGAAGCAUGCAAGUUUUAUUAUAUUUCAAGACUUAGUAGUGUUUUGCAUUAGGGAUGGAAUACUGUGACUGCAGUUCUAUAUUUAUAUUUUUUCCUUUUCAAUUAGACUAAUGAAAUGAUCAAUUUUUUUUAAGAUGGUCAGAACAGUUUGUUUUUAUCUAUUAUAUCUAUUUUGCGAAGUUUCAAUUUUCAUUCUACUUAAAGUUGAUUUUUUGAAAUAAACUAAUACAAAUCUUUAUUAAAUAUUCCAUCCCUAUAAGUAUUGGUGUGGUCACAAUGAUAUAAAGCAUAUUAUUAUUUGUUAUGUUUUGUUUGUGUAUUACUUUGUACCUUUUUUACUUUGUUGUGUUCUACAAAAUUAUUACUUCAUUUUUUGCAAAACUGUCAUUUGAUUUAUUUUUAACUAAAAGAUUUUAUUGGCACAUAGUGACUUGUCUUGGUCAGCUUAUCCUUGAUAAAUAAAUUUUGAUUAUUAGAAUUGGCUGGGAUGUAAUUUAUUAAAGAAGAUUUUGGAUAUGCCAGUGAAUUUUCUUCUUUUGGCCUUACAUAUGAUCUGAUUCUUGAGAGGGCUCUGGGAGAGCAUAUUUAUGAUCUGUCUCUAGUCUUGCUUUUCUUUAUUAAGGAUGUGCUGAUCAUAAAUGUAUGAAUGCAUGGUACAUCCUUGCAGAUGUUUGAAUGUGUGUUUGUGCAUGACUGUUUAUUUGAUACGAUUGGACCUUUUGUUUGUGUGGUAUUCUUUUUGUAGUUGUUUUUUUUUCUGUGGGAGUGGAAUGAGGGAGAGAGAAGUUAAGGGUUGUGGUUAUCAUAUGGCAGUUGUGAGCCUUGUAUAUGCAUUAACAAAGUAGUGCCAAAGGAAUUUGGUUGAACACACCAAUUCCUAAUCAAUUUUUUAAUUUUAUAUUUGUGAUUUUAGUCAAAACAUAAUUUAUGACUAGCUUUUUGUAAGUUAAUCUGUAGUAAAAAGUACUUAUAAUUGCAGAAAUGCAUAUAAUUUUGUUUGUUUUAAUGUGACUUCUUGAAAGAUUUUAAUUCAGUUCUAAACAUGUAACUUUGCCAUCAUAAGAGACCGUAGCUUGUGAUAAAAAUGUGCGUAGAUUUUUCGGUUAACUGUGAUGGGCUAAGAAGAGCUAAUGUGAACUUUGUCCAGAAUUCUGCACAUCAUAAAGUGGCUCAUAUACAUCAUCGUUGUGAAAAAUGUUUAUGUAAGUUUUAACAGAAUCUGCAUUUUGCGUGUGUGUAUUUUGAAGAUUCAGAGCAAGUGAGCAGGUAUCAUUUCAUAUAGAUGUGUACAUGUAUGUCUGAGUGAAGUGGAAAGAAUUGUUUUUAAGCAGGUCUACAUACAUGUAUACAAACAAAAUUGUAUGCAAUACUCUCUUCACUCUAGCCUGUAUGACCAGUGGGAAUGUUCUAGUGAUGUGUUCCAUUGAAGUGUCUGUUCAUUAGCAUGCAUUUUAUAUUAAUGAAUGAUGAACAUGUUGAUGAAACUCAGGGUAUUAUUGAGAAACAAGAUUUAUGUAUUCAUUUGAUCUUUAGAGAAGCAGAUAAAAAUAGUCUUUCUAUUUGGAAUCAAAUAUGAAAGAAUAACAUUCCUUGAUUGAAAAAUCUCAUAUGUGAAUAAAGUAUAGCCUUUUUGAUAGGCAUUUUAAGAAAAUUUUUGUGUCCCUCUUUCCCCUUUGCAAUGUUGUUCCCUAUACAACUAAUUUAUGUUGUAAAGCACAAUUUAGAUAUUGAAAUUGCCAAAGUGCUGUGAAUUGCUGUAGUUGGUUUGUGUAAUACUUAUUAAAAGUAGAGGAGCCAGUUUUAUGCAUGGUAAAUUUUUGCUUCAAAAGUAUUUGGCAUGUUUUGGCUGUAGCAUCUUAUGCUAAGUUAGAGUAGUUCAUAGACAUUUUAUUUAUUGAUUUGUUGUUUUUCAAAUAUGGCUUGUAGUGGCUGGAACCAGAUUUGUUUCAUAGGCAAAGCUUGUAUAGUUAUUUAAGAUUUAAUGAAUAUUUUGGAUGAAUAAUAAUAUUAAUAUAUAGUAUAUUAUAAUGGAUACCUCCUACAAUCCAACUGAUUAUAUGAGAGCAUUUUACUAUUUUCCCAGAGAUAGAGGUGUCACCUGUAGAAUGAUAAAAUAUGUAAUUUUAUGGUUAAUUCCGUAGCUAACAUUAAAUUUACACAGUAGUGUCAAUAAAAUGAUAGGACGAAGGCUGGGAUUUAUUCCUUGUGUAUACAGUAAAAUGGUUGCAGUGACUGGUGAAGUUGAUUGAACUGAGGUUUAGCGUUAUUUAUCAGUCAAAGUUGUAC
Molecule: messenger RNA, 3873 nt
Organism: Gryllus bimaculatus (two-spotted cricket)
Lineage: Eukaryota; Metazoa; Arthropoda; Insecta; Orthoptera; Gryllidae
Source: the annotation of a GenBank genome assembly